Papaver somniferum (opium poppy) is the source of this 1348-nucleotide messenger RNA. RefSeq lists its product as uncharacterized. The record is from RefSeq and is a predicted model, not a curated record. The transcript is spliced from 7 exons. NCBI's taxonomy places the organism in Eukaryota, Viridiplantae, Streptophyta, Magnoliopsida, Ranunculales, Papaveraceae. The coding region runs from base 10 to 1161 and encodes 383 amino acids.
UUUUACACGAUGUUAAAGUUUAUCAACUUCACUCUUUGGUUAAUAUUUAGCAUACUCUCUUUUGGAAUUUUAACUUAUGAAAUGGUUGUGGAUGAAACAAUUUCAAAUGCAAAUGCAUCAAUCAUCAAGACAGUUGAGAGUGAUAAUGACGAGAUCAUCUAUUGUUACGAUGUCCACAAACAACCUGCUUUCAGUAAUCCUUUGUUUCGUAAUCAUCCAAUACAGAUGAGACCAAGUUCAUACCCUCAGGGAGUACAACCGAAAGAACAUAAGAAAUUUGAGCUAACACAAAUUUGGCAUAAGUAUGGAUUAUGCCCAGAAGGAACUGUGCCCAUUCGAAGGUCCGGAAAGAAUUACCAUUCAGACCCAAUACUUUCGAGUAAACAUCUUCACCCAUCAUCUUCAAACGAUGUUACUAAUACCAACGAGUUUGCGUCAAUCACUCCGGUAGGUGACAAUUUUCAAGGAGCACAAGCGACCAUUAACAUUUGGAAACCACUAAUUGAACAACCGCAGGAAUUUAGUGCAUCCCAAAUUUGGAUUUCAGCGGAUAACAAAGAAGUUAUUGAAACAGGAUGGGACGUCCACAAAAGCUUAUACGGUGACGAGUUGCCAAGGAUUUUUGUGCAUUGGACGGCUGACCAUUAUAAUAGCACAGGUUGCUAUAAUAUCCAAUGCCCAGGCUUUGUGCAGACAACAUCGAAGAUCUCUCUCGGUUCCAGCUUCGAUAAAAUAUCCAUUUUCCAUGGCACCCAGUCUUCCGCCGACUUCGUAAUGUUUAAGGAUAAAUCAACUGGAAACUGGUGGGUACAAGUACAAGGUGUUGAUGUGGGAUAUUGGCCACAUUUUCUUUUCAAGCAGUUAUCAACGAAAGCAACAAGAAUAGAUUUUGGUGGACAAAUUGCCAACACUAAACCUAAUAUGAGGCAUACAAAGACUCAAAUGGGUAGUGGUCAUUUUCCUUCAGAAGGGGGUUUUGGAAUAUCAAGUUACUUUCGCCGAGUUAAAGUAUUUGAUGGAAAUUAUGAAGCCAAAGUUCCUGGAACUGUUUUCAUGAUUCAAUCAAAUACAAAUUGCUACGGUUUGAAACUCGGCCAGACUGAUUGGAGUGGCAUAAUUUUCUACUAUGGAGGUCCUGGUUUUUCCAGCACUUGUCAAUGAUGUCCAAUUUCAGUUUUAGUUGCCUAAGACGCAACAAAUAAAGAUUAUCUCAAACUAAUAAGUAUUAUAAUAAUAACUAUUACCUUCUUAAUUUUCUAUAUAUUCCUUAUAAUUCUAAUUUAUGUUAUUGAAAUUAAAGACGAGAAUACCAAGAAUACCAAUUUAUUUUAAUUGGUACUCUCUAUAU